UAAACUUUACGCACGAGUUUUCGUCCAGAGCACACCAGCACUGAAAGAUCAGAGACGCAAGGCUAAAAGACACAAAAUUAUUUCUCAUCUGAUAUAAAUCUAGCCUGAAGAGAAGCUUACUUUGAAGAACUAACUCGGAAUACUAUCAUUUUUUUGUACUUUUUUUUUUAAUGCAAAAUGAACUUUCAGAAAGCAACAUUGUUUUUAUUUUGGAUGAUUCUGUGCAUGGACAUCUGUCUGAGCCAGAAAGACUGCACAGGUGUGGACUGUCCUACUCUGCAGAACUGUUUUCAAACAGUGUUAGAGAAGGGUGCCUGCUGUCCCACCUGUACACAGAGGGGCUGCACCUGUGAGGGUUACCAGUUCUACGACUGCAUCCAAGCAGGCUUCCGGGAAGGGAAAGUCCCAGAAGGGGAAUCUUACUUUGUGGAUUUCGGAAGCACUGAAUGCUCCUGUCCCCAGGGAGGAGGGAAGAUAAGCUGUCAUUUUAUUCCAUGCCCUGAAAUUUCCCCCAACUGCAUUGAAAUUUUACAACCUGCAGAUGGGUGCGCGCAAUGUGGGCGAAUUGGCUGUACCCAUGGCAGUAAAAAAUAUGAGGCAGGUCACUCCUUUCAGAUGGACCAGUGCAGGGUUUGCCACUGUCCUAAUGACGGUGGAAGGUUAAUGUGUUCACCGAUCCCAGGCUGUGACCUUCGUAGUGUUAAUAAGCCCACGUGGGUAACAACCAUUGAAAACAACAACCCUUUGAGAGACAUUAGCAGCCGUCAUGACCGCCAACAAACCAGUCCUGUAGAACCAUUUUCCAAGCUGGCAGUGGGAAACACUCUACCUCUGUAUAAGCAGGACCCACCCAAUUCUGGCACAGAGGAUUAUGACUAUACACUGGCAGAGCCUACGUCUUCCACAAUCCAAGAUGUGGCCCAACCACUGGAAUCUACUACAAUACCACCAGCUUACCCAGAGUCAAGCUCCACUUCCCUCAGCUCCCGUGAUGAAAGGAGACAUGAGCUGAGAGAAACACAAAAAAGCCCAAAUCCAGUGAGGGGCAGUGAGGAUGAGGUCACAUAUAACAUCGAUCCAACCAUUACAGGGGCCCAGAGCGAAAAAUCAACACUGGUAACAACUACAGCCACACAGAGAGAAACCAUAGAGAACCGCAGGCCGCAGCAGGAAUUUGGAGAAAGAACCAUUAGACAUAACAGUGACAGAAACAAAGUGGUGCAGGAUACUAUAAAAGAUACAGCCUACACUGUCCAUGACAGCAAGGCAGGUAGGCACUUUGGUCACCACAAACAUAAUCAGGGCGGUCGCACCGCGAAUCGUGGCGGCUCCCAUUCUGUCUAUCAUAAGGGGCAAGAAAAAAUCUCAGUGGAACCCAGGCAGACACUCGUUAAAGAAGAGCAGGGCUCCUACCCCACAGUCCAGUUCAGUCCCACCAACAGAGCCCCAGUCAGGAUGAGAGAGGAUGGUCAGCAGCUCCAAAGGCAGUCCCAGACUCGCUACAGCUACCAAUCUCAGGAUGCGGAGAGAGACACUGAAGUGUCUGCCAAGGAGCUGGUAAAGACCUGUUGUGAGACAGGGGAGAAAUGGGCUUCAGCUAAUGGUCACUGCAAUGACAUGGAGCCACCCACAAAAGAUAGACACUCCAUCUGCUGGACUGCCCAACAACAGUGCUGCCUUGGUUCACUGAGAGAAAGACGGUGUUUGUCUGGAAUUAAUGCAGCCAGAGCAGGAAGUGUGUGUGAAGAGGAUGCCAACGACAAAUGUGGGAUCGAUUCCUACAAGGAAUGCUGUGACUGCUGUUCACUAGGGCUGCAGCUUCGCAAUGAGGGGCAUCCCUGUGAAGCCCACCAGUACCUGGGCUACCACUGCAGACACGUCUUUCUGAACUGCUGUAAGGGGGAGGAAGCGAUGGCUGGUAAUCAAGACAGCUGGCACACUGUCAGAGAGAGGCCCGCCCUUGAUUCCAGCCCACCACCAAAAAAAGUAUCUGACAGCCCGUACCCUAAUGAGGCCUUCUCCAUUGGUGAAGAGAGGGAUGGGGAGAAUGCAGUGGAGGGUCCUGUUGAGGUGGAGGACGUGGAUGAGUGCCAGAUAGAUGAGGGCAACAUCUGCCAUCACAAAUGUAUAAACACGCCAGGCUCUUACCGGUGUGAGUGCUUCCCUGGAUACGUGCUGCAAGAGGACGCUAUCACUUGUACACAAGAGACAGUGGACGAGGACAACAAACUGAAGGAGAAUGACAGAGCAGCACUUCUGUUUCCCUCCCAGCCCCCUGUCCCAGUCAACCCCUGUGAAGGAAACAGCCCCUGUGAGCAACAGUGCACCCCGGUGGGCGGAAGGCCACAGUGCUCCUGCUAUCCAGGAUUCUCUCUCAGAGCUGAUGGACGCUCAUGUGAAGACAUAAAUGAGUGUUUGUCCUCGCAUGCCUGCCAGUUGAAUGAGCGCUGUGUGAAUACUGCAGGGAGUUAUAACUGUCAGAGACUGAUCACCUGUCCCCCAGGAUACCAGAUCAACAACGACAUUUGUGAAGAUAUCAAUGAGUGUGUGCAGAGAAGGCAUAACUGUGGGGUUGGCUUUGAGUGUGUGAACACCGAGGGCUCGUUCAGGUGCAACCCCAAACCUCUCUGUCCUGUCGGCUUUACCCAGGAUGCACAGGGCAACUGUAUUGACAUUGAUGAGUGUGGUGCUUUGGCCCAGCCAUGUAGCCCAGGAUUUAACUGCCUCAACACAGCAGGAUCCUUCAUGUGCCAGAGGAAGAUAAUAUGUAGCCGUGGCUAUCAUGCCAGUCCUGAUGGAUCCAGAUGUGUUGAUGUGGAUGAGUGUCAGAGCAGCCUGCAUCGAUGUGGAGAGGGCCAGCUGUGCCACAAUCUGCCUGGUUCCUAUCGUUGUGAAUGUCAGACAGGCUAUCAGUAUGACUCAUUCAGGAGGAUGUGUGUAGAUAUAAACGAAUGUUGGCGCUACCCAAGCCGUCUGUGUGCUCAGACCUGUGAGAACACCCCAGGCUCCUAUGAAUGUUCAUGCACCUCUGGUUUCCGCUUAUCCAGCGAUGGCAAGAACUGUGAAGAUGUGAAUGAGUGUUUGGCCAGCCCAUGCAGUCAGGAGUGUGCCAACAUCUAUGGUUCCUACCAGUGCUACUGCAGACAGGGCUACUACCUCAGGGAGGAUGGGCACACCUGUGAAGACAUCGAUGAGUGUUCCCAGAGCAUUGGCCACCUCUGCACCUAUAAGUGUGUGAACGUUCCUGGCAGUUACCAGUGUGCUUGUCCUGAAUAUGGCUACACCAUGUCUCCAAAUGGACGCUCUUGCCGAGAUAUCGAUGAGUGUGCCACAGGGGCCCAUAACUGCUCUCUAGCUGAGACGUGCUAUAACAUCCAAGGAGGAUACCGCUGCCUUUCCCUCAGCUGUCCACCGAACUACCGCAAAGUGUCUGACACGCGCUGUGAGCGGAUCAGUUGUCCCAACUACCUUGAGUGUCAGAACUCUCCUCUGAGAAUCACCUACUACUACCUCAGCUUCCAGUCCAACAUCGUCAUCCCUGCUCAGAUCUUCCGCAUCGGACCCUCCCCUGCCUACUCCGGAGAUAACGUUAUUGUCAGCAUCACACAGGGAAAUGAGGAAAACUACUUCAGCACCAGGAAGCUGAAUGCCUACACCGGUGCUGUGUACUUGCACCGGCAGGUUGAGGGUCCGAGGGAUUUCCUCAUUAACAUAGAGAUGAAGCUUUGGAGACAGGGGACGUUUACCACUUUCCAGGCCAGGAUCUACGUCUUCAUCACUGCCAGCCCACUCUAACAGCUGGACCCGAUCAGUGGCCACUAUGGACCUUAAUACAGCUCACAAGGACUUUUCAUAUCACUAUUUAACAUUGUCACAAGAUAUACCACUGUCUGUAAUGAUUGGCUUGAGCAGUUAAUCUUACUUACAUCCAUUUGAAAUGAAUAUUAAACCAGUGCUGUAACAGUAUGAGAAUGAAACUGUCUGCUUUGUUUCAGUUUUCAUUGCGCUUAUAUGAAAACCUUGUAAUUUUUUUUUCAUUUCACACUUGAAUUGCAAAUCAUCAUGUCAUUAAUUUCCUUUCACUGAGAAGACCCUUUCAAAAACACAUUCUUUAUUUUCAAAAAUUGAUUGAAAUUUCAGUCUGAAAUAAUGCACACAGAGAUCCAAAGAUUUUGAUAAUACUACAAGAAUUAAAUUUGUUGCCAUUCCACUGAUUAUCUUAACCAGAUGUGAGUAGAACCUAAAAAUGAUAACGGACAACCUCUAGCUUCUGCCAGCUUUUUUUUUUUAAACAUCUAUCUCAUUUUUCUGCUCGUACCAUCCUGCUCAUAUCAUUAUUUGAUAACUAUUGUGAAAGCAAGAGAAAUUGUUUUGUAAGAGUGUCCUUUACAGUGCAUAAACAGCUUUUCUUUUUUCUUUCACCCUGCGCUGCUGUUUUUGUUUUGUCUUUGAAGUAUUUUAAAACCUAAUUUAAUAUUACUCUAUAUGGCGUAUUUUUAUAUCCCUGUAAUCGGACACAUUAAAGGUGGAUGUACCAUAUUUUUUAAGCUAGAUUCAUAAGCUGCUAAUAAUUUGAGUAAAAUACAUAAAAAAAAAAACAAUGUGGUUUUGUGAGUAUUGGCCAAUUGUAUUUAUUGAGAGGAAUAUUGUUUAUUGAGGAGUUUGUGGUGUGUGUGCUUUUGUUUUACAAUCAUUCCUCAGCAAUUUUCACUUGACAAACUUGUCAUGCACCAGUGUUUGCUAAUACACUGUAAAUGGUGAACAUUAUUCCUCAGUGAAGUUGUUAAAGUAUAUAAUCCAAUAAUCCAUUCUUGUCAGGACAUGUCACACAGUAAAUAUCCGAGACUAUUUACAUACCUCUUCGCACCUUGCUCCUGAACUCAACAUGAGCGUCAUCUAGUUUGACGCAUGCACAUUUUGUGAUGGCCAAUAAAAGCAAGGAUCAUGUCGUGUUUGAUAUCCGAAAUAAAAUUAUUAUGGUCUUCAUAUA
Molecule: messenger RNA, 4990 nt
Organism: Toxotes jaculatrix (banded archerfish)
Lineage: Eukaryota; Metazoa; Chordata; Actinopteri; Toxotidae
Product: fibulin-2-like
Exons: 17
Coding region: 178-3795 (1205 amino acids)
Cellular component (GO): extracellular region
Molecular function (GO): calcium ion binding
Source: RefSeq, a predicted model, not a curated record